GCCGUGACAGGUUAUCAGAUUUUGUGUCACAACCAGUCCAAACCUCCAAACCUAGAGAAAUAUUUUUUCCCCAUCAAGAUGCUCUUCUUGUAUCCAAGGAGAUUCAAGAACUGAUGUGCAAACAAGCUAUCACAGAGAUUCUGACCCGUACCCCGGGUUUUGGCAGCAAUCUAUUCCUGGUUCCCAAAAAAGGGGUAAGACCAGUCAUAAACCUAAAGGAACUGAACAUUAGGGAUGUGCAUGGGCAAAAAAUCUUGUUUGGAAAAUCGAGUAAGUUAAAAAAUGUGACUGCAUCGGAAAUUCGGACCAAUGGCAUUCGGGUAUUCAUUUUGGGCAUUCGGCAGUUCGGAAUGACGUUUGUUUUCGAAAAUAAAGAUUUGUGUAUUUUUUUCUUAAACAGAAAUAUUUUUCAUUGCAUAGUGGACCACAGCAGUGCCCAGACCACUUAAUCUUAAAGAAGUGGUCUGGGUUUAGUUAAUAAUAACUAGUGUUGGUUUAGUAUAUAUGCAAUUUACAAAAUAUUUUUACUGCACAGAUAGUGCAGCCAAUCAGGGAGUACUACCAGCAUGCAGCACGUCUGCACACUAUACAAUCCCACACUUGUGAUACCAUCUUUGUGGAGAGUUUUGGGAGCAGAGAGUGAGAGGGGGGAAUGUGAGGAGGACGUGGAUGAUCCAUUACGGUUUCUUUUGUUUCAUUAAAUUUUAAUUUACAUUAAAUCACAGAAAACUAAUCAAUCAUUGUAUCAGAGACACCCUGGCAAUCAGACUACCUGGCUUGCACAGCCACACACUCUCACAGUGGUAGAGGCCACUCUUGUUCUAAAAAAGGGGACGGUCCUUGUUGAGAGGCUACUGAUGGAUUAAUAAAAUUAGUUGGAGUCGUUAGUGGUUGGGUGUCGGGAAAUGUGACAUUUCUCUCUGCUGAUUUUAAUAUCCCUUUUCUUGUUUGUUGAUUUAAAUUGAAAGGUUUAAUUGUGUUUCUACCAGGUCUCAGGGGACUGGAAUCCGAAUCGGACCAAUCCGUGUCCCCUGAUGCAGAAUUCUGUCUGCAAUUCCAUCUUUUUCUAAUAUUAUUUCUUUGUCUAAAGAUGGUACCCUCUUUGAAAUCUCUAUGGUUACGCUGAAACUUAAGGUGUUUUUUCUCCCUAAUGUACUUUUUGUAACUUUCUAAAUUUUAAUUUAGUUUAGUUUCCAUUGAUUUGAAGUCCAAAUGUGUUUGAAAUGUGUUUAUUUUAUUAAUCUCUACUUGGAGAACUUGAUUAACCUUUUCUAAGUGUGAUUCUUCAAGUUUGAUUAAAAAUGCCAUAAGUUUGAUUGAAUUAUCUAUCAGAAUGCUGUUCCAUUCCUUUAUUUGUGAAUCUGUCUUUACCUUAUCUGGUCUUGGAAUAUCGGACCUUAGUCCUCUAGGGACUAAUUUCUCUUCAACAUAUUUUCGUAAACUUGUAAUUUCCCAAUGGCCUCUAUUUUGUUGUUUGUAUAAAUUUUGUAUAUCGAAGAAACUUUCUUUCUGUCUAAUUAAAGGGUCAAGGGAAAAUACAUUGUUAAUAUCAGUAGUACCCAAAUCAGGGUUUAUAACAUUAGUGAGGUACCAGAAAUCAGGAUCAACGAUAAUGCAGUAGCCGAGGUCAAAGGAACACAGGAGGAAUAGUCAAAGCCAAAGUCAGAAUACAAGAAUACCAAUACGAAAUAUGCACUCUCUGGUCAAACAAGAACCACAACAGGGCAAUAAGUCUCUCCCUGGUUUCUCUUUAAAUACCAUGUUCACUUAGGUAGGUAACAAUGCCCUCAAAAUGUUCUCUCUCGAACACUUUGGUGGGCCGUGGCAUUCUUAGCAUCAUGACAUCGGCGCUCAUUAGCCACGUCAUAAAAGGAGGCAGGUUUAUCGUGGCUGGUGUGAGAAUAAUUAGGGACAAGCUGAAAGUUAGUAGGAAUGUCCCCAGUACCCUGCAUUGAGAUGCAAGCCUGUGAUAUGCUCCUGACUGAUACAUAAGGUAACCUGACAUCAAAGGCAUUUGGAUUAUCAUUUAUCUGGACAAUAGCCUCAUUUUAGCGCAGUUGGCCAACCUUCUACACACACCUGACGUGGACCUUGACAUUGUUACAAAACUUGGGUUUCCUUAUCAAUUGGGAAAAGUCAGUCACGGUUCUUUCCCAACGUAUUGAAUUCCUGCGACUAAUGGUCGAUUCCACUCUUCAGACUCUACAUCUACCAAUAUCAAAAAAGAAAUAAGAUGCACGUUGGCUGUUCCUCCCAACUCUCCAUCAAACACUUGGCGUGGGUCAUUGGACUCCUCGUGGCUUUCAUCCAAGCUAUAUUCCCAGGUCCUCUACACUAUCGGGCACUUCAAUGGCUGAAAGCCUCUUAUCUCAGAGGCGGAGCAUCAUAUGAAGACAUGGUGACAGUGGACAAGGAGGUGAAAGACUAGCUUCAUUCAUUCCACAUGGAAGCCUGGAAUGGACAUGCUAUAUUCAGAAUGACCCCAGACCUGAUCAAAGAACCAGAUGUGAGCUUACACGGUUGGGGUGCAUGUUGUGGAAAUAUCUCCAUGGGAGGCAGAUGGUCAGAUCUAGAAUUAACACUACAUAUCAAUUGCCUGGAACUUCUGGCCAGAUCCUUUGCUGUGUGCAACCUCUCUCCAACCCACUCAGAAUGCACAAUCCUACUGAAGAUGGACAGUAUUUUAGCAGUCAGAUACAUCUACUAGACAUGUGCAAUUUGUUUAGGUCCGAAUUGAAAUUCGGAUGAUUUUUGGCAAUUCGGACACUUGGAUGCUUCCAAAUUGCUGAAUUUUGGAAGUGCUUUGGUUUCUGAAAAGUGCCAAAACAGAGGGAGGGAAAAUUAAGGGAAUGAUGACAGGAAUCUAACCCCACCCUCUGUUAGGGUUAGGGGUAGGGUCAGGUUUAGAGGAAGGUUGGGGUUAGGGUUGGGGAAUUCCUGAAUUUUGGAAAUGCCAAACCGAAUUUAUUUGCCCAUGCACAUCCCUAGCAUCAACCAUCUUGGAGGCACGAAGUCCAAAGUGCUGGCGAACAUGGUUCAUGAUUUUUGGCAUUUCAGUGACAGCGGAAUAUAUGCCUGGCCUCUCCAACACCACAGCGGAUCGGUACUUCAGCCACCUCAAAGACUUUAGCAACUGGCAUCAGUACCCUUUAAUAUUCAAGAAAAUCACAUACCUGUGGGGACCAUUGGGAAUAGAUCUCUCAAGAUUAAAAACAAACACGUUUUUUCCUAGUGUGAGCUGAUUUAUUGUCAAAUGUAUUAUAAAAAUACAUUUCGAUUUUAUUUAAAAAUGUGGUUUUAAGGAGUCAUUUCUUAUAUUGUCUCUAUGUAGAUGACAAGCACAAUCUACACUGGUUUUUAUGAAGAGUGUAAAAUUUCUGCUAUAGGAUUAAAUUCUUCAUUCCUGUUUUUGCUAUAUACCAUACAUUGAAGUCAGUGCUCUAAAAUCAAUGUAUCAAAACAUCUAGAGAUUGUGUUAAAUAAUCACAUAAUCAAAGAAAAAUUAUACCCAAUAAUAUGCCCUACUCUAACCCAAGUUCCCUCCUUUUUAGCUCAAAGCAAAUUAUGGAUCACUCGAUCACUUUGUGCUUUCUAGUUUUUCUCUUCUUUUUUUUGCCUACAAAUAUUAAUCAUUUAUAAUGAUAUUGACUGGUGUAUGAAAUUGCAUCUCUCAUUUAUCUACCAAUACUGUUUUGCAACUUUCAUGUUUUGACUUCAUGGGGAAUUAUUGAUUUGCAACCUUUCUUUCAUAUUCUGUUGUGUAAUAUUCUUCUUUUUUUAAAAAAAACAACACAUAUUAUUAAAAAAAUAAUAAAACAGCUCAAAUAGUUAUGAUUGUAUUUUAAUCUAUAUAAAUAUAUGUGCAAAGAAACAUUCUCAGAAAUGCCAUUCUUGAUACCAUAAUAUGAAAGUUUGCUUAGUAGUUAAAUUUAGAGCAGAAAGGAUUGGAUCAAUUUCCAAAAAAGUAAAAUUACUGUAGCUAGUCUGAAUAUCAUUAUGUUAAGACAUGCUACUAUUCUUGCUUAAUUGUAAUGGUUUUGGAUGUUAAUGCUUCCAACAAUGACAAUGCCCGAAGGCUCUUUAAAUAGUCCCACCAAUUUUUUUUCUCCUGGUCUUCAAUCAUUAUAUUUAUAGGAAAAGUCAUGUUGCUGGGAAAUGUCAGUUCAACCAUGCAGUAUUGUUCCAAAUGAUACAUUAGAAAUAUGUCAUGACUACAAGCGACAAUGUGGUGGUAUAUGCAGUAAAAAACAAACCGCUAACAAUAAUUUUAUAAACACAUACAUAAACCUGGCACAAAUUGAAAAUAUAUUGUCUUACCUGAUGUGUACACAGAUUGCAUCAAGGAAUGAUUUAUUAAGUAUUGAUACAAUAUGCUAGAUAAAUCUCUUCUAUAAAAUAGCAUAAAAUAAGAGCUAUCUGGUGAAAAGUUGAGCAGUAUCAAAUAAAAAUCUCAGCUUCAGAAACUUUCACACCAUGGCCUACAGCAUCAUUAUGUAUUAUGAAUAGCCUGAACUUCUGUGUCUCUUCAUAGAAAGAUGACUUGUCAAUUGACAUUUGAACAGAACUAAUUUCAAGUCCAUUAUUUCAAGCCAGCCAUUGUACAAUUUAUUCACCAUUGACUGGAUUUUAAAUUCAGCUAACUUGACUUAACUAAAAAAGUUCUAUUCAUGCUGUUAAGGAGCACAACUACAGCUUCAAGAAUGCACUAAUGUGUGAUGGCAAGAAAUCAAAAGUCCACUGGCAAAAUUUCAAACUCAAAUAAAUUUUACUGGAAUGCUAUUCAUUAAAGUUUGCAUGGCCCGUACCAAAUGGGGCUAAACCACCGACCCAUUCAGACUUAAAAAUGUGGACAUUAAUCACAGUAUUUUCUAAGGCCUAGAUUUUUCAAUUCAGACAUUGAACGGGCCAGAAUUUGGUCCAGAUUUCAGCCCAACCAAAUGCUGCUAGGCAGCUGAAAUAGAGUGGCAAAAAAUAAAAACUAUUUGCCCACUGAUGGCAUGAGCAGCCAUCAGGUUGAUAGUUGGAAAAUCCUGAGCAGUGCAAAAGUUAAUUACGAGGUUAAUUAGCCACUUAUAAAUUAAAAUAGGUAGACCUAGGGAUAACAUAAAAAAAAGGACUUGGGAAUAAUUAUACAUAACAAACUGGGCAACAUUAUACAAUCUAAAUUGGCCGUUGCAGAAGCUGGUAUGGUGCUUUUGUUUAUUAACCCCUUAAGGACGGCGGGCAUGCUAUGCUGUCCUUAGGGAACCGGCUCUAAACGCCGGUGGGCGGCAGAAGCCGUCCUAUGUACUUACCUGGUCGUCAGCGAUCCCACGCCAAUGAUCGCGGUGAGGGGACUUGCCUGGGAGCCCUGGGAGUCCCCCUCCUUCCUCUUCGGCCCUCCUGGGCCAUGUGAUCACGAGGUCCUCGCGGUCACAUGGACGGCUUAGCCGUCCAAGGCAGUGCCAGCAGGGGGAGUGCCUGUAAUGACAGGUACUCCCCCUGCUGUCUGGAAAAAAAAUAAAACCAUUUAAAACAGUGUAAAAUUAAAUAAUAUAUACUUAGAUUAUAUAUUUAUUAUAUAUAUGAUCUAAGUAUAUAUAUAUAUAUAUAUAUAUAUAUAUAUAUAUAUAUAUACACAUACAUACACAUAUAUACACAUACAUAGUCUAAGUGUAUUUUAAUAUUAAUAUAUAUAAUUAUGAAUAUAUAUUAAUAUUAAUAAUUAUCAUUAUAUAUAUUUAUAUAUAAUAUUAAAUAAAUAUAUAUGUAAAUACGUUAAAGAUAAAAUAAAUAAAUAAAUAAAUAAAAUAUAUAUAUAUGUGUAAUUUCGUUCUAACUGUAUUUUAAAAUUAAUAUAUAUUGAUAUCAGAAUACACGAAGGAAAUAAUAUAUAUAUCUAUAUACAUAAGUAUAUAUGUAUAUAUCACUAUAUAUAUACCUAUAUAUAAAUAAAUAAAAAAAAAUUAUGUACAUAUAUAUGUAUAUGUUGGAAGGCAGGGCCUGAAUUUGUGGGAGGGGCAAUAGACCUACUUAAAAGGGACUCCCCCCUUCCCUCACUUACCUUCGUUGGUCCAGACGAACAGCCUUGUCUCGCAGGCCUCCGUCGCUCCCGACUUCCGGGUCGAAAUCGUCAUUUCCGGCGAGAGGCGGCGCCCUCUUCUGAUGUCACGCGCCAACUUCCGGCGGCUCCACCGGCUCCCGAACGGAGGUCUCGGCUACCCUCCUCGCCUACCACUGAUCCGGGCG
Pelobates cultripes (western spadefoot toad) is the source of this 6228-nucleotide messenger RNA. Lineage: Eukaryota; Metazoa; Chordata; Amphibia; Anura; Pelobatidae. The record is from the annotation of a GenBank genome assembly.